CGUUUUCCAGUUUUCCCUGUGGCCGUCCUGAGUGAGUGAGUGAGUGGAAACCGGAGCCUGCCUGCAGCCUGCCUGCCUGCCUGGGAAUUUCGUGAAAGCACAUCAGCGGCCACUGCCAUGGCUGAACGCCGCGCCUUCGCCCAGAAAAUCAGCAGGACUGUGGCAGCAGAGGUCAGGAAACAGAUAGCUGGCCAGUAUGGAGGCUCCCCACAACUCUUCAAAAACCUCAACGUUGGGACCACAACAAGCAACACGGUUCCCCUCACAGAGGCGGUGGAGCCAGUGGAUUUUGAGGAGUACCUCAUCACUCACCCUCCCAUCGUUGAGUCAGGUCCCCUGAGAGAUCUGAUUGAGUUUCCCCCAGAUGAUAUAGAGGUCAUCUACACACCCAGGGAGUGUCGCACAGUGGUGCAAGCCGUCCCAGAGGAAGGGGAUACUGAUGCUCAUGUCAGAGACUGUGUCAGAUCCUACACAGAAGACUGGGCCGUCGUCAACAGAAAAUACCACAAGCUUGGUACAGGCUUUAACCCCAACACCCUGGACAAGCAGAAGGAGCGUCAGAAAGGCCUGCCCAAACAAGUGUUUGAGGCUGAUGAGAUGCCUGACAACAGCACCUACCAAGAUGACCAGGAUGACAUGAAGCGGCGGUCGAUGUCUAUAGAUGACACCCCACGUGGCAGCUGGGCCUGCAGCAUCUUUGACUUGAAGAACUCCCUACCCGAUGCCCUACUCCCUCACCUCCUUGACCGUGCCCCCAAUGAAGAGAUCGACAGGCACAAUGAAGAGCAGCGCAAGGCCAACCGCCACCGUGAACUCUUUGCUCUGCACCCCGCCCUUGAUGAGGAGGAGCCCAUUGAGCGCCACUGUGUGCCUGAAGUACCUAAAGAACACUUUGGCCAGAGGCUACUCGUCAAGUGCUUGUCCUUGAAGUUUGAGAUCGAAAUUGAACCCAUAUUUGCUAGUUUGGCCUUAUACGAUGUCAAGGAAAAGAAAAAGAUAUCAGAGAACUUUUUCUUCGACCUGAACUCUGAGCAGACGAAGUCGAUGCUGCGUCCCCACAUUCAGACAGCAGCCAUCUCCACGCUGGCACGCUCUGCAAUAUUCUCCAUCACCUACCCCUCCCAGGAUGUCUUCCUUGUCAUUAAGCUGGAAAAGGUACUGCAGCAAGGUGAUAUUGGAGAGUGUGCUGAGCCCUACAUGGUCUUCAAAGAGUCAGAUGCUGCUAAGAAUAAAGAAAAGCUGGAGAAGCUUCGCGGCCAGUCAGAACAGUUCUGCCAACGUCUUGGCCGCUACCGCAUGCCCUUCGCCUGGACCGCCAUCCACCUGAUGAACAUUGUGAACAGUGCUGGCAGUCUUGAGAGAGAUACAGAGCUGGAGAUGAGUCUAUCAGAGAGAAAAGGCUCAUGGUCAGAACGGAGGAACUCGAGCAUCAUGGGAAGGCGUUCCCUGGAGAGGACCACCAGUGGAGAUGAGUCAUGCAGUCUGACAGGCUUUAGACCUGCAACACUUACCAUCACCAACUUCUUUAAACAGGAGGGGGACAGGCUGAGUGAUGAGGACUUGUACAAGUUCCUAGCUGACAUGAGAAGGCCUUCUUCAGUGUUGAGGAGGCUCAGACCCAUCACAGCCCAGUUGAAGCUGGACAUUUCUCCAGCUCCAGAGAACCCCCACUAUUGCUUGACCCCUGACCUUCUGCAGGUUAAACCUUACCCAGACAGCAGGGUACGCCCCACCAGGGAGAUCCUGGAGUUCCCUGCCAGGGACGUCUAUGUGCCAAACACCACAUACAGGAAUCUGCUGUAUGUGAACCCUCAGAGUCUUAACUUUGCCAACCGCCAAGGCUCUGCCCGCAACAUCACAGUCAAAGUGCAAUUUAUGAAUGGAGAGGAUCCAAACAAUGCAAUGCCGGUGAUAUUUGGGAAGUCCAGCUGUGCAGAUUUUGCUAAAGAAGCCUAUACUGCUGUGGUGUACCAUAACAGAUCCCCUGACUUUCAUGAUGAGGUCAAGAUCAAGCUGCCUGCCUCCCUGUCGGACCACCACCAUAUUCUCUUCACCUUUUACCACGUCAGCUGCCAGCAGAAGCAGAACACACCACUGGAGACCCCAGUGGGAUACACGUGGAUCCCCAUGCUGCAGAAUGGGCGUCUGCGGACAGGGCACUUCUGUCUGCCUGUGUCUCUGGAAAAACCACCACAAUCCUACUCUGUCCUCUCACCAGAUGUUCCUCUCCCAGGGAUGAAGUGGGUGGACAACCAUCGAGGAGUAUUUAAUGUGGAAGUGGUGACUGUUUCAACCAUCCACACGCAGGAUCAGUACCUGGAUAAGUUCUUUGCCUUGGUGCACGCUCUAGACGAGCACAUGUUCCCAGUCAGAAUAGGAGACAUGCGCAUCAUGGAGAACAACCUGGAGGCCGAGCUCAAGUCAAGCAUUGCUGCACUCAACUCUUCCCAGCUGGAGCCAGUGGUUCGAUUCCUUCACCUUCUGCUCGACAAGUUGGUGUUGCUUGUAGUGCGGCCGCCAGUCAUUGCUGGGCAGAUAGUGAAUCUGGGCCAGGCAUCAUUCGAAGUCAUGGCAUCUAUAGUGAACCGGCUGCAUAAGUACCUGGACACCAGCCAGGACAUGCAUGGCCGCAACGGUCUGCUGUCCUCUUAUAUCCACUACGUCUUCCGCUUGCCCAGCACUGACCCCAACUCGCCCUCUCCAGACCCCAACUCAUCUGUAACAGGCCCCGGAGGGUUGGGAGGUUCAGUUCACUAUGCCACCAUGGCUCGCUCAGCUGUUCGACCAGCCAGCCUCAACCUCAACCGCUCCCGUAGCCUUAGCAACAGUAACCCUGACAUCUCUGGUACACCCACCUCUCCUGACGAUGAGGUCCGCUCCAUCAUUGGCAGCAAGGGCUUAGACCGCUCCAACUCGUGGGUGAACACCAUGGGCUGUAAGAGUGCCCCCUGGGGAUCCAGCCCUGGGUCCGCUCCAGAAACCAUGCAGGCCAUGGAGCGCUGUGGCAAUCGCAUGUCUUCGCACACUGAGAGCGCCAGUUUCUUGCAAACUUUAACAGGACGGUUGCCCACAAAAAAGCUCUUCCAUGAGGAGUUGGCCCUUCAGUGGGUGGUAAGCAGUGGAAGCGUCAGGGAGGGCGCUCUACAACAGGCCUGGUUUUUCUUUGAACUCAUGGUAAAGAGCAUAAUCCACCAUCUGUACUUCACUGAACGCUUAGAGUCACCCAGAAAGAACCGUUUCCCAGAACGCUUCAUGGAUGACAUCACAGCCCUGGUCAGCACCAUCGCUGGCGACAUCGUGUCUCGCUUCCAAAAGGACCUAGAGUUGGUGGAGAGACUAAACACCAGUCUGGCCUUCUUCCUCAAUGAUUUGCUGUCAGUCAUGGAUCGAGGCUUUGUCUUCACCCUAAUCAGAGCAUACUGGAAACAGGUGUCCACAAAGCUUUACACUCUGCAGAACCCAACCCUGGAGUCUUUGAGGCUUGAUUUCUUGAGAAUCGUUUGCAGCCACGAACACUACGUCACCCUCAACCUACCCUGCAGUCUGCUCACCCCGCCUGCCUCACCUUCCCCCUCUGUGUCUUCAGCAACUUCACAGAGCUCUGGGUUCUCCACACAUGUCCAAGACCAAAAGAUAGCCAACAUGUUUGAGUUGUCUGUCCCCUUCAGAGAGCAACACUAUCUAGCUGGACUGGUACUAUCUGAACUGUCUGUUAUACUCGACCCAGAAAAUGAGGGGAUGUUUGGACUACAUAAGAAAGUGGUAAGUGUCGUUCAUAACCUCCUGUCCAGCCAUGACUCUGACCCUCGCUAUGCCGAUCCUGAGGUCAAGGCCCGAGUCGCCAUGCUCUACCUGCCUCUCAUUGGCAUCGUCAUGGAAACACUACCACAGCUGCAUGACUUUACAGAGUCCCAUAACCAGUGGGGUCGGCCAGGCGGUCCCCAGGGGGCAGCGAUGGGCGGCAGUGGAGAAGAGGCAGAGGGAGAGGGUAACAGUCUGAUCAACCAGACUGUCGCCAUGGCGAUAGCAGGCACAUCCACCCCCUCCCCGAUGUCCCGACCAAGCAGCUUUUUGCUCAACUCGCAGGCAAGUCGUCAGCACGGUAGCUUCUCGGCCGAGUCAAGUCGCAGUCUGCUCAUCUGUCUGCUGUGGGUGCUGAAGAAUGCUGACGAGCUGGUAUUACAGAAGUGGUUCACAGACCUGUCUGUGUCCCAGCUCAACCGCCUGCUGGAUCUCCUCUACCUCUGCGUCUCCUGCUUCGAGUACAAGGGGAAGAAGGCGUUUGAACGAAUGAACAGCCUGACCUUUAAGAAGUCCAAAGACAUGAAGGCCAAGCUGGAGGAGGCCAUACUGGGCAGCAUCGGGGCCAGACAGGAGAUGGUGCGACGGAGCCGGGGACAGCUAGAGCGGAGUCCAUCUGGCAGUGCUUUUGGCAGUCAGGAGAACCUUCGAUGGAGGAAGGACAUGACCCAUUGGAGACAAAACAGCGAAAAGAUGGACAAGACCAGAGCAGAGCUGGAACAUGAAGCACUUAUUGAUGGUAACCUUGCGACGGAGGCCAACAUAAUUAUUCUUGAUACUCUGGAGAUCAUUGUACAGACGGUAUCAGUGACGGAGUCGAAGGAGAGUAUCCUGGGCGGGGUGCUGAAGGUGUUGCUCCACAGCAUGGCAUGCAACCAAAGCGCCCUCUACCUCCAGCAUUGUUUUGCCACACAGAGGGCGCUGGUGUCUAAGUUUCCUGAACUGCUGUUCGAGGAGGAAACGGAGCAGUGUGCUGACCUGUGUUUGCGAUUGUUGAGGAGCUGCAGCAGCAGCAUAAGUACCAUCAGGGCCCAUGCCAGCGCCUCCCUCUACCUGCUCAUGAGGCAAAACUUUGAGAUUGGCAAUAACUUUGCAAGAGUGAAGAUGCAAGUCACCAUGUCUCUUUCAUCGCUGGUGGGAACGUCUCAGAAUUUUAACGAGGAGUUUCUGCGUCGCUCUCUUAAGACCAUCCUCACCUAUGCAGAGGAGGACCUGGAGCUGAGGGAGACCACGUUCCCAGACCAGGUCCAGGACCUUGUGUUUAACCUGCACAUGAUCCUGUCUGACACAGUCAAGAUGAAGGAGCACCAGGAAGACCCUGAGAUGCUGAUAGAUCUCAUGUACAGGAUUGCAAAGGGUUAUCAGACGUCACCAGACCUGCGGCUGACUUGGCUUCAGAACAUGGCUGGAAAACACUCUGAGAGAAACAACCACGCUGAGGCUGCUCAGUGUCUGGUGCACAGCGCUGCUCUGGUCGCAGAAUACCUGAGCAUGCUGGAGGACCGCAAGUAUCUGCCUGUAGGCUGUGUCACCUUCCAGAAUAUUUCUUCCAACGUGCUGGAAGAAUCUGCGGUCUCUGAUGAUGUGGUGUCACCAGAUGAGGAGGGCAUUUGCUCAGGGAAAUACUUCACUGAGAUCGGCCUCGUGGGACUCCUGGAGCAGGCUGCUGCCUCAUUCUCCAUGGCGGGCAUGUAUGAGGCCGUAAAUGAAGUGUACAAGGUACUGAUCCCUAUCCACGAAGCCAACAGGGACGCUAAGAAGCUAGCCACCAUUCAUGGUAAACUACAGGAAGCAUUUGGCAAAAUUGUACAUCAGAGUACUGGCUGGGAGAGGAUGUUUGGUACGUACUUCAGAGUCGGAUUUUACGGUUCAAAAUUUGGCGACUUAGACGAGCAGGAGUUUGUGUACAAAGAGCCUGCCAUCACGAAGCUGGCGGAAAUCUCUCACAGGCUAGAGGGUUUCUAUGGGGAACGAUUUGGAGAGGACCAGGUAGAAGUCAUUAAGGACUCCAACCCAGUGGACAAGUGCAAGCUGGACCCAAAUAAGGCCUUCGUCCAGAUCACAUAUGUGGAGCCGUACUUCGACACGUACGAGAUGAAGGACCGCAUCACUUACUUUGACAAGAACUACAACUUGCGGCGUUUCGUCUAUUGCACGCCCUUCACUCUGGAUGGGCGGGCCCACGGGGACCUGCACGAACAGUUCAAACGCAAGACCAUCCUCACCACCUCCCACGCUUUCCCUUACAUUAAGACACGCAUCAACAUCAUCCACAAAGAGGAGAUUAUAUCCACACCCAUCGAGGUGGCGAUAGAGGACAUGCAGAAGAAGACUCAGGAGCUGGCCUUCGCCACCCAUCAGGACCCUGCUGAUGCAAAGAUGCUGCAGAUGGUCCUACAGGGAUCAGUAGGCACAACUGUCAACCAGGGUCCUUUGGAGGUGGCUCAAGUGUUCUUGUCAGAGAUUCCCAGUGACCCAAAGCUAUACAGACACCACAAUAAGCUACGGCUCUGCUUCAAAGACUUCACAAAGAGGUGUGAAGAUGCCCUGCGUAAGAACAAGAGCCUGAUUGGUCCAGACCAGAAGGAGUACCAGAGGGAGCUGGAGAGGAAUUAUCACCGACUGAAGGAGGCGCUGCAGCCCCUCAUCAACAGAAAGAUCCCUCAGCUUUAUAAACCUGUGCUGCAGGUCAACUCACACAGAGAUUCCUUCAGCAGAAUGAGUCUUCGCAAGCUUGACAUUUGAAGAUGAAGACACUACAGACACACACACACACGCACACACAUUACAGAAAUUGCAAUAUUAAUUUAUUCUCAAGUGUAAAUAGGAGUGUCUCCAAAGUUGGUCAGUGUUUCGGAGAGUGUGUUAAAAGAAAGGCUAAACGUGUUGCAGCUUGGUACGUCAUUCCAGUGUCUUAAGUUGUUUACAGGCAAACUGUUACACAAUCAGAGGGACGAACAAGUGGAUCUUAAAGAUUAAAGAGAUACCUUGACAUUUAGAAUUUUUCUUUGCUGGCCUUUUGCCACACGGGGGGACAUGUCUUUAUAUUCGUCCCUACGCAACCAUUUUUAAAAAAAGCUAAUCAUGUUAGCCUUCGGUUCUGAAAGCAACAGAAUCUGCUGGAUGUAAACAAACAAGCCACUGAAAACCAAGAAUGCUCUGUGAUCCCUUUAUUAGUGACUUAUAGUGCCAAAACAAUUUUUAUUUUAUUUCAGCAGAAAAGGUACAAUUUUAAAAGUCAAGGUGUCUAUUUAAUUAUGUACUAUGUGUCAAAAAUCUGUAUUCAAUUUCAUGUGUGCACUUUUUUUAUUACGGUGUAGCAAUGCAUUUUACAACUUGAAAGUUUAUGUAAUUCAAAAUGGAGGGGGGGAGAAAAAAAUGAAAACAUGCAAAAAAUGGUACCAUUAUUUAUCAUGACGCUUUAUUAUCAUUUUUAGUUGAAAGAAUGUUUUAAAGUUAGGUACUUCAAACAUCCUUGUAUAAUUUUAUGUAGUUUUGUUUUGUUUAUUUUAAAUAUUUUACUAAAUAAAUAUUUUAAUGUUCA
Messenger RNA from Morone saxatilis (striped sea-bass), 7345 nucleotides. RefSeq names its product dedicator of cytokinesis 7 (gene dock7). Gene Ontology annotation, molecular function: guanyl-nucleotide exchange factor activity. The record is from RefSeq and is a predicted model, not a curated record. Gene Ontology annotation, biological process: positive regulation of GTPase activity; small GTPase-mediated signal transduction; axonogenesis. Bases 118 to 6546 code for a protein of 2142 amino acids. The transcript is spliced from 51 exons. NCBI's taxonomy places the organism in Eukaryota, Metazoa, Chordata, Actinopteri, Moronidae.